Messenger RNA from Ipomoea nil (Japanese morning glory), 1321 nucleotides. RefSeq names its product probable ribose-5-phosphate isomerase 2. The record is from RefSeq and is a predicted model, not a curated record. Lineage: Eukaryota; Viridiplantae; Streptophyta; Magnoliopsida; Solanales; Convolvulaceae. The transcript has a single exon. Gene Ontology annotation, molecular function: ribose-5-phosphate isomerase activity. Gene Ontology annotation, biological process: pentose-phosphate shunt, non-oxidative branch. Bases 242 to 1075 code for a protein of 277 amino acids.
CGCACAAUACUCACGCCUUCCUCCUCCCUCCCUCCCUCUCCAAAAAGAUAACAUUUUUUUGUCACUUUUUCCCAAAACCUAAUUCUAUAAUUUCUCUUCUUUUCUUCCCUAUUUAUACCCCUCCCCAUGCCCGCCUCCGUCAUCCCCAAACUCCCUAAUCUUUUCUCUCCUCACCAUGUUAUAGCCUCUUUUUCUGCCCAUACAAAUUCUUUUCAUUCUUUUUUGAUUUCUUCUUUUGACUAUGGCUGUCGCUUACCGCCAUUUUGCCGCUUCGGAGAAGCGGAAGAAGACGGCGGAGCCGCAGCCGUUGGUGGCGGCGCCGGCGCAGAUUUCCCCGGUUUUGCUGAGCCAGGAUGAGUUGAAGAAGCUGGCGGCGUAUAAGGCGGUGGAGUAUGUGGAGUCGGGUAUGGUGGUGGGAUUGGGGACGGGGUCCACCGCGAAGCACGCCGUGGACCGCAUCGGGGAGCUUUUGCGGCAGGGGAAGCUGGAGAACAUCGUGGGGAUACCCACCUCCAAGGCCACCCACGCGCAGGCGGUGGCGCUGGGGAUUCCCUUGUCGGAUUUGAACGCGCACCCGAUUCUGGAUCUGGCCAUCGACGGCGCCGACGAGGUGGACCCGCACAUGAACCUGGUGAAGGGGCGGGGCGGGUCGCUGCUCCGGGAGAAAAUGGUGGAGGCGGCGUCCAAGAAAUUCGUGGUGAUCGUCGACGAGUCCAAGCUCGUGGGGCAUUUGGGCGGCAGCGGGCUCGCGAUGCCGGUCGAGAUCGUCCCCUUCUGCUGGGAAUUCACCCUCCGACGACUCGAGAUGCUGUUCAUGGAAGCCGGUUGUGUAGCCAAGCUAAGAACAACAACCACCGCCGGCGCCGGCGAUACCAAUCAGCCUUUCGUUACCGACAAUGGCAAUUACAUCAUCGAUUUGUAUUUCAAGAAAGAAAUGGGCGAUUUGAAGGCCGCCAGCGACGCGAUCUUGAGGCUCGCCGGUGUGGUUGAGCACGGCAUGUUUCUUGACAUGGUAACCACCGUGAUUGUCGCCGGAAAGCUCGGCGUCACCGUUACAAACCAAGUAGGAAACUAAUGCUAAUCGGAGCUAGAAUUUGAUACUUUAGCUAAUAUACCCCAUAAUCUUAAUCUUAAUUUAGUCCCUAUUUAGUCUUUGCUUUCAAUGGGCAAUCUCCCUAUAUUAUGUACCUGGCAAAGAUUGGUGCUUUUUGCAUCAACUCAUACAUUUAACUACUUAGUUUUAUCACCUAAAAAGUUCUGGAAUUCCCAUUCUUUUUCUUCACAUGAUUGGUGAACUACAGAGCUUAACUUGAUUGUGAAA